Daucus carota subsp. sativus is the source of this 2158-nucleotide messenger RNA. RefSeq names its product zinc finger protein GAI-ASSOCIATED FACTOR 1. Bases 294 to 1769 code for a protein of 491 amino acids. Gene Ontology annotation, cellular component: nucleus. Gene Ontology annotation, molecular function: DNA-binding transcription factor activity. NCBI's taxonomy places the organism in Eukaryota, Viridiplantae, Streptophyta, Magnoliopsida, Apiales, Apiaceae. The transcript has 4 exons. The record is from RefSeq and is a predicted model, not a curated record.
AAUCAAAGUACAACUUUUUGGAACAUUUCCAGCGAGUUUUGUAAUGAGUUAAUUUUCAUAGCUUCUAAAAAUUUGAUUUUGCUACAUGGGUUUUGUCUGAUAGCUUGCUUCUUUAUCUGGGUUGUUGCUAGAUUUUGAUAACAGAUUGAAUACAUGUAGCAUAGACUCAAUUCAAGAAAACAAUAUAGAGCUGGAACUCUAGCUAAACUUGUAUUAGCUGCAAGAUUCACUUCAGCUUAGCACUAAGUUUUGCUCUUUUUGAGUUUGAAUUUGGAUAUAAAGUCAUCAGAAUCAUGCUGGCCAAUACAGAUAAUUCAUCUGCUAUUAAUGACUCCACAGCUUCUGGUGAAGCUAGUGUUUCAUCUUCAGGUGAUCAGAUGGCACCUAAAAAACCAGAAAAAAAGAAGCGAAAUCUCCCAGGAAUGCCAGAUCCAGAUGCUGAGGUUAUUGCUAUGUCCCCGGCGUCUCUGAUGGCUACGAAUCGAUUUAUUUGUGAAAUUUGCAACAAAGGCUUUAAGAGGGACCAAAAUUUGCAGCUCCAUAGGAGGGGACACAACCUCCCAUGGAAGCUAAAGCACAGGUCAAGCAAAGAGAAUCACAAGCGGGUCUAUGUCUGUCCAGAGGAAUCAUGCGUUCAUCAUGAUCCUUCGCGGGCUUUAGGUGACCUCACAGGGAUAAAGAAGCAUUUUUUCCGAAAGCAUGGAGAAAAGAAGUGGAAAUGUGACAAUUGCUCCAAGAAGUAUGCGGUUCAAUCAGAUUGGAAGGCUCAUUUGAGAAUUUGUGGAACAAGAGACUAUAAGUGUGACUGUGGUACUUUGUUUUCGAGGAGGGAUAGCUUUAUCACACACAGAGCGUUCUGCGAUGCAUUAGCAGCAGAGACUAGUAAACAACAGCCGGUAGAUGCUAGUGCUACUCCCAGCUUAGGAGAAGAUCCGAUGCCUCAGAAUGACAGUUCAUUACCUCCAUCCCCGCCUUCACUCCUUACUUCAACCGCUGAGAUUCCAGCUGUUUUGCGUAAUCACAGUCCAGAGCUGCAAGAAGCUUCAGAUCCCAAUACUGGUGAGGUUUCAAACAAUACGCCACCACUGGUAAUUGGCUUGAGGGGAAGCUGCAGCAGCUCAAGUAGCAAUGGAAGUACAAGCAGCAGUGUGUUUACGAGCUUAUUCACAUCAUCCACGUUUUCAGGAAGUAUGCAUUCUCAAACAACUGGAUUUACUGAUCUAAUUCGAGCAAUGUCUCAAGCUGAACCAGCACCUCCUUCGUCAGCAGAAAAGAUAUCUCUUUGCCUUGCAACCAAUCACGAGUCAGGCAAUAUCACCGGGCAAGACCAUAAGCAGUAUGCACCGCUACCUCCACCUGCAAUGUCUGCAACUGCAUUACUACAGAGAGCUGCCCAAAUGGGCGCAACUGCCCCUAACACGUCUUUACUUAGGGGGUUUGGAGUUGUCUCUUCUGCAUCUCCUACAGGACAGGGAGAGUGGAAAGGACAGAAAGUUGAGUCAGAUGGUUCAUUACUGGCUGCAGGGCUUGGACUUGGGGGGCAUUAUGAUGGGAUAUCUGGUUUAAAGGAACUGAUGAUGGGAACUCCGUCUGUGUUUGGUCCCAAGCACACUACACUGGAUUUUCUUGGUUUGGGUAGGGCUGCCAGUGAUGGUCAGACUACAGGGUUGUCGCGGUUGAUGAUGUCUACUCCCGAUGCUGCUGCAGCCUCAACAACUUCCUUUUCUGGUACUGAACAUUCUGGAGAAGAGAACAGGAAGAGUUCAUAACCUGGAAUGUGAACCAGAAUGUUUUCAUGAAAUUCGGUACUUGUACUAGUCAUUAUCUAUGCUAGAGACUGACAGCACAAACUUAUUUGUAGAGUUCUAAUUAAAUGUCUGCUACUGCAAAUCAAAGUUUAGGUCUUAUUGUAAAAAGACCUACAUAUAUGGUCUUUUGAUCCAUUCCUGGAUCUAUCAGUUGAGAUCUUUAGUUAGUGCCAAUUCUAGGGAAAACACAAGCAUGAUAUAACAGGACUUGCUGAAGAGAACUGAUCACCUAGAUCUCAACCUUUCCAGUUUAUUUAAGGAGCUGGUAUCUUUUCUAGUUUAAUUGUAAAUGUUGAGCUGCUUGAGCAUGCCUAGUUACGUUUUUUCUCGAAUGCAUAAAUUAUGUUUUA